AAUCACUCGCAGUCGGAUCAAUCAACUUGAUCUGACACUCGACCAUAUUUUACUUAAAUCUCAUCAUGGUCCGUCGUGGUGCUUUCAGAGUGCCUCAAGAACAGGUUACCCUGAAGCGUAAAAGACCUUCGUCCAAAGUCAUACUUCCCGUACACGUUCGAAUCAAGACAGAAGAUGAAGACAAUCUUGAGACGCUUGAUAGAUCCUCCUCUCAGAAUGAAAGCUCGCUCGUCACGCUGCUUACUGACAGAAAUGCACACCCGCGUGUCUCCGACCUUGUGCGCAGUUAUCUUGACAUCACAGACAUUGUCGCACUGACUCGAGUCUGUCAAUCUUUGUCCAGCCUGUACACUGACUCACUUCCCCAUGAUUGGAAUAUUAACAGUCGUCUGGCUCGCUUUGUUUCGGAUCCAAACGCUUUUCGCCGCCUUCUUGGUAACAACCGAGCCUUGAUCGUGGGAAGUAUAAUUGUGCAGUUCUUUGACCGCCUUCGCUGGGAUGACUCGAGUCUCGACAUACUGGUUCAAGAAGGUACAAAGGCAGGGGCUCUCAAGACUCAUCCUCGCCGUCAGGGUUAUCAAGGUCAAGCUACUCGAAUUGUUUAUGCGGAAGAACUCGAAUAUAAGAUUACACCUUGGUUGAGUGCAGGAGGGCAACCGCAAAGCAGACUGAAGCGAAAGAUGAAGGAUGAAGUUAGGGAGGAGUCAGAAGGCGAACGUGACGAGGUCAUCAAGCAAGAGGGAGAGGAUGAGUGAGACGAGUGCGACGAAUAUUGCCUCUGCUUACAAGAUUGAGAUAUCUUGGUGCUCUGAAGAAGUCUCCUCGAUUUUCUUCCUCGGUACUUCUGUCGCUGCAAGUAGUUAUCAUAACCGCAAAGCGCUCAGAGGCGAACGUCCAGACGAUUCAACUCGUGUGUCAUGUCUUCUCGAACUACCUCUCAGAUCAAAGAGCGCCAUGAUCAGCCAAGAAGAUACUGCUACAAGAACGAAUGACGAAAGCCACCAUGAUGUACCUCAUUUGCUUCAUUCCGGCAUCCACUUGAUCCAAGAACCAGCCCAGUUUUCAUGCCCCAUUGCUUCCUUGUCAAAACUUCCAAUAGCUUACUAAAAGCAAAAUAGCUCCAAUAU
This is a messenger RNA of Aureobasidium subglaciale EXF-2481, 1127 nucleotides long. RefSeq lists its product as uncharacterized. NCBI's taxonomy places the organism in Eukaryota, Fungi, Ascomycota, Dothideomycetes, Dothideales, Saccotheciaceae. The transcript is spliced from 2 exons. The record is from RefSeq and is a predicted model, not a curated record. Bases 66 to 755 code for a protein of 229 amino acids.